AUGCUGGCCUGCCUCCCAGGACCCGGCGACCUCUCCUUCCAGCUGCUUCCUUACCCGCAGAUGAACACUGGGCUUCAGAAAUGGGACACUCCACAGAAAAUGAGAGCCGCACAGCACCCUACUCCAGCAGAGUUGGACGCGUAUGCUAAGAAGGUAGCCAACCACCCUCUGACCAUCAAAAUUUUCCCCAACAGCAUCAAGGUCCCUCAGCGGAAACACGUGCGCCGUACUGUGAACGGGCUGGACACUUCUGGGCAGAGGUACAGCCCUUACCCGCCGUCGCAGGCAUCCGUGAAAACAGGCCUCCUGGCCAUCGUCCGGUCCCCGGCCAAAGGGGUCAUCAAGGACUUUGACGGGAAGCGGACCCGCCUGCUGCCGGAAGCCAUGAUGAACCCCCCCUCGGUCCCCUACGCGGCACCUAGCACUUUAACCCACCCCCAGGCGCUGGCUCGCCAGCAGGCCCUCCAGCAGCUCCACUCUCAGGGCGUCCCCCCCGCCCUGCAGCCGCCACAGAACGUGGCCCACCCCGGCCUGCAGCAGCAGCAGCUGCCGCCGCAGCACCCCGCCAACCACUUGCAGCAGCCUCCGCAGCCCCCGCCGCUGGCGGGCAUGCACCUGGGCAGGAAGAUGGCCGACGCCGACGCCCCUCCGAAUGUGACCGUCUCUACCUCAACCAUCCCGCUCUCCAUGGCUGCCACGCUGCAGCAGAGCCAGCCCCCGGACCUGAGCAGCAUCGUGCACCAGAUCAGCCAGUUCUGCCAGGCGCGCACGGGCGCCAGCGCUACCUCAGUCUGCGAGGGACAGAUCGCCAACCCCAGCCCCAUCAGCCGCAACCUCCUGAUCAGCGCCAGCACCCGGGUGUCCGCGCACAACAUCCCCACGCCCCUGCCUUCCUGCGGCAUGGUCAACCCUGGCGACCACGCCGCGCCGGUCCCGCCCUCCGCCAUGGGGGUGCCGCUGGGCAGCGUGGCCCGUGGCCCUCCUGCCUACCAAAGCGACAUGAAGCAGGUGGCCGCGGCCUGGAACCAGCACCAGCUGGCUCACCUACAGCAGAUGUGCGGCGAGGCCAUCGGACCCUCGGCCCCCAUGGGGAAGCCCCCCGGGCGAGAGCUCCCCGGGCAGGGCUUACCCGGCAAAGGGUCGGGCUACGCCCUGGAGCUGUGCAUGGCCCAGCCGUUCGGCACGAAGGCUGCCCUGGAGAAGCCCGCCCCCUCGCCCCCCAUCAACGGCCUGCCUGGCCCGCCCCCCUUCACCAACGGGCACUACUUCCAGCCCCCGCUGUGGAAUAACAUUCUGCCCACGCCCAACAGCGACAGCUCGGGCUCCCAGGACCUGGCCCUGCCGUUCCACGGGGGCGGCGGCGGAGGAGGAGGAGCAGGCGGACUGCAGACGAUGGGGGCAGCUGCCCUGGAGUGCACGGCUGGCCCCCACUGCCGAGCCGGGGCAGGGCCCCCCGGCCCGGGCAGCGUGAUGCCACCGAUGGAGUACCCGGACUUCCACCGGUCCUGCCUCCGCGAGCCGGGCGGGGCCCCGCUGAGCAAAGCCGCCCGCACGUCGGUGAACCGAGGCCGGGGGCCCGGCGAGAGCUGCGCCCUUCACCUCCAGCACCCCGGGUACAGAUGA
Messenger RNA from Protobothrops mucrosquamatus (brown spotted pit viper), 1623 nucleotides. It is a transcript of the gene FAM222B, whose product is annotated as family with sequence similarity 222 member B. Bases 1 to 1623 code for a protein of 540 amino acids. The transcript is spliced from 2 exons. Lineage: Eukaryota; Metazoa; Chordata; Lepidosauria; Squamata; Viperidae. The record is from RefSeq and is a predicted model, not a curated record.